CAACUCAACCCAACCCAACUCAACUCAACCCAACCCACCUCAACCCAACCCACCUCAACCCAACCCAACCCAACUCAACAAAACUCACCACAACCCAACCCACCUCAGCCCAACCCACCUCAACUCAUCUCAACCCAACCCACCUCAACCCAACCCACCUCCACCCCACCCACCUCAACCCAACCCAACUUAACCCAACCCAACCCAACUCAAUCCACCUCAACCCAACCCAACUCAACCCAACCCAUCCCAACUCAACCCACCUCAAACCAGACCAUCUCAACCCAACCCACCUCAACCCAAUCCCACCUCAACUCAACUCAACCCAAGUCAUCUCAACCCAACCCACCUCAACCCAACCUACCUCAACCCAACCCACCUCAACCCAACCCACCUCAACCCAACCCACCU
This is a messenger RNA of Hemiscyllium ocellatum (epaulette shark), 411 nucleotides long. RefSeq names its product salivary glue protein Sgs-3-like. The transcript is spliced from 6 exons. Lineage: Eukaryota; Metazoa; Chordata; Chondrichthyes; Orectolobiformes; Hemiscylliidae. The record is from RefSeq and is a predicted model, not a curated record. The annotation marks the transcript as partial.